Macrosiphum euphorbiae (potato aphid) is the source of this 1464-nucleotide messenger RNA. The record is from the annotation of a GenBank genome assembly. Lineage: Eukaryota; Metazoa; Arthropoda; Insecta; Hemiptera; Aphididae.
AUGAUCAAUGAAAUUAAAAUUGAUUGCGAAUAUACACCAAUAAAAUAUGGCCCAAUGGCGACUCUGGCACAAUCGUUGGCAACUAUAGCACAGAGUUGUCUGUCAAUCGGAUUGGGUAUGGAAUUAGCAAUACCGGCAAUCGUUAUUAGUCACUUGUAUGGAAAUGAUAAGAGUGAUUUCUCAAUAUCACUAACCGAGGCGUCUUGGUACGGGAGUAUAUUAUUUAUAUUCCACCCAUUUGGAUGUUUUCUGUCGGGAGUGCUACAAGAGAGAUUUGGAAAGAAACGUUGCAUGAUUUUUGCAAACGUUCCCAGCAUUGUCGGAUGGACUUUGCUGUACUUUGCUCACUCGUCGCCUUUUCUCUACGCAUCUGCGCUUUUUAUGGGAUUCAGCAUAGGCGUCGGAGCUGGUGCAGUACACGCCUACAUCGGUGAAAUAACAGAACCAAGACUCAGAGGAUCUAUGUCAUCGAUAUCGAAUUCAGCAUCUUUGUUUGGAUCGCUGUUGGGAUUCAUUUUGGGUUCAUUGUUUGACUGGCGUACUGUUGCACUGUUGAGCACACUUUGUCCUAUAAUUUGUGUAUCACUAAUCAUUUUUAUCCCGGAGUCUCCCAUUUGGUUAAUCGCCAAAGGCAAAAACGAUAAAGCCGAAAAGGCCAUAUGUUGGCUAAGAGGAUGGGUGGACCCUGAAAUCGUUAAGCCCGAAUUAAUUACACUGUUCCAUUAUAUCGAAGUAUCUGGAACUAUUGGAAAUGAAGGUAGCAAUUUUCGAGCCAACGAUGAUAAUAGUUUGUUGUCGAAAUUAGCCCUAUUCAAGGAACCAUCGGUUUAUAAACCUUUGAAAUUAAUAUUGAUUUAUUUUUUCACAUCUUACUCAGUUAACCUUAGUCCAGGCAAACCGUUCAUUGGUAAAAUAAUGACAGAAGUCGGUUUACGGGAUUACCAAAGUAUAUAUUUGAUUAUUUUUUCCGUUGUGCAAACGAUUGGGAGUGUGAUAUUGAUCUUAACUAUACGUCGUUUCCGGAAAAGAUUUUUGACAUUAGUAACGAUAUCGAUAAACUCUGCUUUGUUGCUAUUAUUUAGCGUAUACAUCAUCGCCAUGAAAAACAAUUAUAUUGAAUCGACGCAAUGGAUUCCUUUGAUAAUAAUCUGUGGUAUCUACUUUUCUGGGGGUUGUGGUGCAGCAUGCAUACCCUGGAUGUUAAUUGGUGAAGUGUUCCCGAACAAAAGUAGAGGAAUUGCUACUGGCGUAUGUGCAGGAAUGGCAUAUUUACUUUUGUUCACAUUAACAAAAUCGUACCUAACAGUUGAAAUGAUUUUAAGUAUUGAGUACACUAUGCUUCUAUUUGGUUGUAUUGGUAUUUUUGGAUUAAUUUAUUUUUACAAUUAUUUGCCAGAAACAGAAAAUAAAACGUUAUUAGAAAUUGAAGAAUUUUUCGCAUCCAAUUCAAAGGCUCAAAGAUAA